Messenger RNA from Lathyrus oleraceus (garden pea), 1695 nucleotides. RefSeq names its product E3 ubiquitin-protein ligase UPL6-like. Lineage: Eukaryota; Viridiplantae; Streptophyta; Magnoliopsida; Fabales; Fabaceae. Gene Ontology annotation, molecular function: ubiquitin protein ligase activity. Gene Ontology annotation, biological process: ubiquitin-dependent protein catabolic process; protein polyubiquitination. The record is from RefSeq and is a predicted model, not a curated record. The transcript has 2 exons.
AUGCAAAAGAAAUAUUCUUCAAAGAGUGGGAUCCGCAAACUCAUUCUUUACCUGAUAGCAAACAGUGGACAAACUGCUAAUGGCUCAGGAUUCACACAAAAAACGACGUCUUCCGGUAGUGUGGCAUCCAUCAAUGAAACCCAAACAGAAGUGAAGCUUGAGACUAUCAGGAGCCUUAUUGAUUUUGAUGAUAUUCCUGAACCACCUUUUGCUCCAGCAAUUCCUCAAAUCACACCAGUUACCGUGGUUCAACUUGCGAAUCCAACAAGUUCUGGUGAUAGCAAUUGGGCCUCCUUUGAUGUUAGACCUGUGGUAAAAGCAUAUCGGGAUCUUUCAAAUGUAAAUCCGCUUGAAUUUAUGAUGUCCCAGUUGUCUGUUCCAUCAUCCUUACCUGCUCACGUUUCUGGAGCCCAAGGGCCUUUGGCGGGAUCAGCUCCAGCUGCGGGCAACUUCACAACUUUCCCAGCCAGUGUUGCUUCAUUAACACCUCCUGGAUUGACAACGGAAUCACCUUUCAAUAAUGCAGGCCCGUGGCAUAGUUUGCAGUAUCAGCAACCGGUUAAAACUUUCACUUCUCAACUAGCUGCUGCUAGGCAAAAACAUGGAUCUCAUGUUGUAUUUACUAGAAACCGAUUCAAAAUAAGACUUGAUCAUAUUUUGGAAGACGCCUAUAAUCAAAUGAGUUAGUUGUCAGAAGAUGAUCUCUGAGGACUGAUUCGUGUGACUUUUGUCAAUGAGUUCGGAGUUGAAGAAGCUGGAAUAGAUGGAGGUGGAAUAUUCAAAGAUUUCAUGGAAAACAUCACACGGGCUUCCUUUGAUGUGCAGUAUGGAUUAUUUAAGGAAACAGCGGAUCAUUUGCUUUAUCCAAAUCCUGGAUCUGGAAUGAUACAUGAGCAACAUCUCCAAUUUUUCCACUUUCUUGGUACUCUUCUUGCAAAGGCUAUGUUCGAAGGAAUUCUUGGUGAUUUACCAUUUGCUACGUUCUUUUUGAGCAAAUUGAAACAGAAGCACAACUAUUUGAAUGACUUGCCUUCCUUGGACCCUGAAUUAUACCGUCAUCUUAUCUUUCUAAAGCGUUAUGAGGGUGACAUUUCGGAAUUGGAACUAUACUUUGUUAUACCAAAUAAUGAAUAUGGAGAGCAAACAGAAGAGGAGCUGCUUCCAGGGGGAAAGAACUUGCGCGUCACGAAUGAGAAUGUCAUUACUUUUAUCCAUCUUGUAGCCAAUCAUCGUUUGAAUUCUCAGAUACGCCAACAAAGUUCUCAUUUCUUGAGAGGAUUUCAGCAACUUAUUCAAAAGGAUUGGAUUGAUAUGUUUAAUGAGCAUGAGCUUCAGCUUCUAAUAUCAGGAUCACUUGACAGCUUGGACGUUGAUGAUUUGCGGCAACAUACGAAUUAUGCAGGAAGCUACCAUAGUGAGCAUGAUGUGAUUGAGAUGUUCUGGGAAAUACUCAAAGGCUUUUCAAUGGAAAACCGAAAAAAAAUCUUAAAGUUUGUGACAGGUUGCUCUCGGGGACCGUUGCUUGGAUCCCGAUAUCUUGAGCCUUUGUUCUGCAUACAAAUGGCUGGUGGUAAUGCUUCUGAAGAUGCUCUGGAAAGAUUACCAACAGCAGCUACCUAUAUGAAUCUGUUAAAACCUCAACCAUAUAGAAGUAAGGAUCAACUCGAGUCCAAAUUACUUUAUUCCAUGCUGUAA